Messenger RNA from Suillus paluster, 886 nucleotides. RefSeq lists its product as uncharacterized. The record is from RefSeq and is a predicted model, not a curated record. The transcript has 2 exons. The coding region runs from base 139 to 525 and encodes 128 amino acids. Lineage: Eukaryota; Fungi; Basidiomycota; Agaricomycetes; Boletales; Suillaceae.
GUUACUACCCAGUGACAUUGUGUGACUGUCCGAACCAGUGGUUGACCGAAGUUGUGGUAACCGAUAGUAGCACCGUUCCCCACCUCUCGGAGUGGGGAAUAAAUGCCACAAAUCAUUAUCGCAGGAGUGCAAUGAGGCAUGCAGGCACUAAAAUAUUUGUAUGAUGUCAAACCACAAUCUCCUUCACCCUCUGGCAGCCUCCAAAUAGCUUCUAACAGCCUUCAGCAUCCAUGCCUGCCAUCACCCUACACUCGUCUACACUCCACCUCUGCGUUUGUCUGCAUGUUUUUACUUGUUUCCGCAUGUCACCACUCAAUUUUGCUUGUCUGUACUUGUUUCCACAUGCCGCCACUCAUUUGUGUGUGCCUGCAUUGCUCCCAAUAUAUGGGUGGAUAUUAUAUAUGUCUAUGUAUGUAUGUACUUGCUUGUAUCUGCACGCUCACUUGUUCGCAUCGCCAUCGCAGAAAAUUCAGCGCGCGGGCUGCGGCUUGCUUGAGCCCAAGCCCCGGCUUUGGGCUGGCUUAGGCUCACAGCUCAGGCUUGAAUUCUGGCGAGCUUAAGCCCCUCCAGGCCGAGCCUAAGCCGGAGAUUUGAGCCCAAGCUGGGCCAGAACAUCACUAGUCCGAGAAGGUAGAGCUGUUGCAAGAGGAAAUGUGGCGCGGCAUCGGCAAGCUGCCAUUCGGAGGAUGAUGCGUGACCACUGCUCUUCCGACAAUUUGGAGUGUCAUCCCUGGCCUCAUUGCCCAGUCAUCGCGCGGUACCGCUAUCUAAUGCUUCGCGGGAUAUGUUUUUUUCCGUGAUUUUGACAUAUUUUGUUAUUAAUGUUUGAUUUACUUGACAUUGUGUAUUGAGCUAUUGAUCCAAUAAACUAGUACCUAUUUGUUCC